Molecule: messenger RNA, 2760 nt
Organism: Enterobius vermicularis (human pinworm)
Lineage: Eukaryota; Metazoa; Nematoda; Chromadorea; Rhabditida; Oxyuridae
Source: the annotation of a GenBank genome assembly
UUGAGAAAUUUUUCAGAGCAUAAAACUGGCGGUAAAAUAAAGAAAAAGGGAGAGAGGAGGAAUACUACAGGAAAAGGGUUUACUUUUCGUUCUGCUGUCAAAGCUGGACGUGCAAUUAGAAGGGCUGCAGAUAAAGAUGAGAAAAAGAAGCAUAUACCACUUGUGGAUCGAACCCCUUUGGAGCCUCCGCCGAUUAUAGUAGCUAUCGUGGGACCAACAAAGGUUGGAAAGAGCACCUUAAUGCGAUCUUUGAUAAAGCAUUAUGUACGUCAACCCCUAGCAGAUAUCCAAGGCCCUGUAACAGUUGUCACUGGGAAAUCAAGGCGUGUUACUUUUGUGGAAAUCAAUAACGACAUAAAUUCUAUGAUUGAUAUUGUUCUUUUAAUGGUUGAUGCUUCGUUUGGUUUUGAGAUGGAAACUUUUGAAUUCUUACAUAUAUGCCAGAUUCAUGGGAUGCCUAGAAUAAUGGGUGUCCUGAGUCACCUUGAUGUAAUCAAGAAAAAGGAGAGAGUGAAGCAAGCAAAGAAGUUACUGAAACAUAGGUUUUGGACUGAAGUGUACCAGGGAGCAAAGCUGUUUUAUUUGUCUGGUGUGAAUAACGAAAGGUAUCCAAGAAAUGAAAUUCAUAAUUUAGCAAGGUUUAUCUCGGUUAUGAAGUUUCGACCAUUGAUUUGGCGCACUACUCAUCCUUACGUGUAUUGUGACAGAUUCGAAGAUUUGACAGAUGCGGAGGUGAUAAGAACGGAUCCCUUGACAGAUCGGUGUAUUUCUUUGUAUGGAUGGGUUCGUGGAAUACCACUUUUAAACCAUUCUAUGGUUCACAUUCCUGGAGUUGGGGAUUUGAGGAUAAAAGAGGUUACCUCACUUCCUGACCCAUGCUCCCUCCCGUCUAAGGAAAAACUCAAGAGAAGUUUGAACGAGAAAGAGCGUCUUGUGUAUGCUCCUUUUUCAGGUUUAGGAGGGAUUGUGUAUGACAAGGAUGCCAUCUAUGUGGAAACUGGAGGAUCACAUCUUUUUAAAAGUGCACGGCACGAGCUCGUCUCAGCUCUUGACUCAGUUAGAGAAGGCAUAGAUGACAAAAUGAAAAAAACUGGUGUUAAGCUGACACUUGAAGGCUCUGAAAAUCUGACGGUUGAAGAGGAAGAUUACUCUGAAACGAGGCCUGAUGAAAGUUUGGAAGAGUCGGGGGGUGAUGAGGAAGAAAAAGGUGUUAGUUCCGAUGAAAAUUGGUUUGAAGAGCGAAAGCCAGAAGACAAAGCAAGUCUUUGGUCUCAUCUGGCUGAUAAAGCUUCUACUAUGUAUGUACCGCAUGGACGAAAACGGAUCAGUUGGCAGAAGAUAGUUUACUCGAAUCAAGGUGAACAUCUGUUUACAAAUUUUAUUAAUUAUGGUUGGGUUUAUAAUUCUUAUGGCUUGACUUUGAAAAAAGGGUUUUCCAUUAACUGUUUGGAACACACUGUUUUCAAAGAAAUUAAAAACAAGAAACGGUAUGAAGCGAAGGUUAAAUUGAAGAGGGAUUUUAACGCUGAAUAUGACGAAACAAAUGCACAUUAUCUGAAGUUGAAGGAAGAGUUGGAGUCUCAGUCUAAUUUGAACAGAACUGAAUUUGAAAACCUUGAUACUGAGCAGCGACAGCGUCUGGAAGGUUUCCGUCCCGGCACUUACGUUCGAAUAGAAUUAGAAAAUAUUCCUGUUGAGUUUGUUGAUCACUUUGAUCCCUCUAAACCAUACAUUAUUGGCGGUCUUCUGUCAGGCGAGCAAAACAUGGGUGUAGUUCAAGUGAAAAGAGUUUCAAAAAAUUUGUCUGCGCGACUAAAAAGACAUCGUUGGUACGAGCGAAUUUUAAAAUCGCGUGACCCACUGAUUAUUUCCUGCGGUUGGAGGCGCUUUCAAUCUUUGGUAAUCUAUUCUGUACAGGAAAGUAACCUGAGGCAACGGUUUUUAAAAUACACUCCUGAACACAUGCAUUGUUUUGCUACGUUUUGUGGUCCUAUCAUUUCUCAGAAUACAGGCAUUCUCGCUGUACAGACACUUACGGAUGACAAGGGGUUUCGUAUUGCUGCAACUGGAGUUGUUUUAAAUCUUGACAAGUCUGUCCAUAUAGUAAAGAAGUUGAAGCUUGUUGGGUACCCGUAUGAGGUUUUCAAGAAGUCUGCUUUUAUCAAGGGAAUGUUUGGAACAGCUCUGGAGGUUGCAAAAUUUGAAGGCGCCACAAUUCGUACUGUCAGCGGUAUUCGCGGUCAAAUUAAGAAAGCCCAACAUGAGCCACCUGGUGCAUUCAGAGCCACUUUUGAAGACAAAAUUUUGUUGAGAGAUAUAGUGUUUUUAAGAUCUUGGAUAACUGUUCCUAUUCCACGCUUCUUUGCUCCAGUGACUGAUAAGUUAAUGGGAAAAGAUGAAGACUGGCAAGGAGUGCGAACAGUUGGGAGGUUGAGGUUCGAAAGGAACUUAAAACCACCUGUUGAAAAGGAUUCUCUUUACCAUCCUGUUGAAAGAAGGCCUUUUCAACCAGCUCCAUUGGUAAUUCCCGCCAAUCUUCAAAAAGAACUUCCAUAUCGUUUGAAGCCGAAAAAUGCUGCUGUGAUAAAAAACAAAGAAGGAGACAGCUUGCUGAGGAAAUAUACACCAGUCGUGUUAGAGCCACACGAAAGCAAGGCAUGUCUAACCUAUUUUUUUCAUUGGCUUAAUGUAAUGCUCAUUUUCUUUCUGUUUUUGUCUAAACGUGAACAGAUGAGGUUGCGGAAAGCCCUUGAUCUUUGA